Schistosoma intercalatum is the source of this 885-nucleotide messenger RNA. Lineage: Eukaryota; Metazoa; Platyhelminthes; Trematoda; Strigeidida; Schistosomatidae. The record is from the annotation of a GenBank genome assembly.
AUUAUUUACUACAUCAUUAUUCACCCUCUUUUAUUCCUACUCUGUCUAUACUUAUUUUUUCGACUUUUACAGCAACUCGUCUAUGGUGGAAAUUCGACUGUGUCUAAACGUUCUCGAGUCUCUCUGGUUGAAAAUUGUAUGUUACCACUGAAUAUGAGUACUGAAGCAGUUUUUCUGAAACCACGUGCGCCAUUCAAACUGGCUGCCUUUAACGUUUGCACACUUAUGCAGGUUGAACAACAUAUAGGGCUGGCUAUGUCUUUGGAACGUCUUAAUAUCGAUGUCUGCUGUCUAUCCGAGACCCAUAUUCAAGACUCUGGUGAAGUACUACAAAUUUGAUCUCCAUCUGUCUCUUCAAAAGCUUGUUUUACGUGCGCUUAUCUGGGGACCCUGUGGCAUCAUCGUCUGAUCUUGCUUUGGUCUGCGCCAAUCUUACCUCACUUUUCAGUGAACAACGAAGUGACCGCCAUCAACGGAUUGAUGUUAGGAAGCUGGUUGCAACUUCUGUUGCAAUAUGAUGUGAAAUCAAGCCAGUGUCAUGUUGGGAUUUUGUUCUGCAGUGAAUGCAACAACAUGUUGUAUCCUAAAGAGGAUAAGCGUACAAAAACAUUAUACUACGCAUGUCGUAACUGUGAUUAUUCCCAGGAAGCAGACAAUCCCUGUGUUUAUAUCAACAAACUGGAACAGGAAGUUGAUGAAUUGGCUUUAAUUGUACCGGAUGUUGUUCAUGAUCCAACACUGCCUCGAACAGAAGAUCAUAUAUGUCGUCGAUGCGGUAAACAAGAAGCUGUAUUUUUUCAAUCACAGACAUUGAAAGCGGAAGAAAAUAUGCGUUUAUAUUAUGUUUGUACCAAUGUUGACUGUUUACAUAAAUGGACUGAAUAG